AUGGCAGCGGGGCCGAUGCUGCUGGUGCUGCUGGUGCUGUUGGCAGCCGGGGCGGUGCUGCCGGCGAGGGACACACUACUGAACAUCUGCAUGGACGCCAAGCACCACAAAAGCAAGCCUGGCCCCGAGGGGAAGCUGCAUGACCAGUGUUCCCCCUGGAAGGACAAUGCCUGCUGCACAGCCAACACUAGUUCAGAGGCCCACAGGGAUGAAUCCAACCUGUACAACUUCAACUGGAACCACUGCGGGGUGAUGCCACCCAAGUGCAAGCGCCACUUCAUCCAGGACACGUGUUUGUACGAGUGUUCCCCCAACCUAGGACCCUGGAUUGACCAGGCUGACAGCAGCUGGCGUCGGGAGAGGAUUCUCCACGUGCCCCUGUGCCAGGAGGACUGCGAGCAGUGGUGGGAGGACUGCAGGGAUGCUGUCACCUGCAAAGAGAACUGGCACAAGGGCUGGAACUGGGCAACAGGAAGGAACCGCUGUCCCUGGGGCUCCAUGUGCAGACCCUUCAGCGAGGUCUUCCCCCGGCCCAAAGACCUGUGUGAGAAGAUCUGGUCCCACUCCUACAGAUACACCACUGCUCGCCGGGGCAGCGGGCGCUGCAUCCAGAUGUGGUUCGACCCUGCCCAGGGGAACCCCAACGUGGUUGUGGCCAAAUACUACUCUUGGAAAAAGAGAUCCUCCCCUGACGGGAUGGAGGACUUGGCUCCUGAGAGUGACCGAGCUGUGCGUGCUCUGCCGUGCUCUGUCCUGGUCCUGCUGCCUCUGGCCCUUGUGCUGCUGCCUGAGGGGCUGUGGAUCCCAUGGAUGGAGGUCCCUGUGAGUGUUUCCUAAAGGGACAUGGCCUGGACUGCUCCAGCUGCCCUGCAAGAGUUGCUGGCACAGCUGACUUGGGUCUGACUGUCCCAGCUGGUCACACA
Molecule: messenger RNA, 923 nt
Organism: Myiozetetes cayanensis
Lineage: Eukaryota; Metazoa; Chordata; Aves; Passeriformes; Tyrannidae
Product: folate receptor gamma-like
Exons: 4
Coding region: 1-837 (278 amino acids)
Cellular component (GO): external side of plasma membrane
Molecular function (GO): signaling receptor activity
Source: RefSeq, a predicted model, not a curated record